Molecule: messenger RNA, 1501 nt
Organism: Tripterygium wilfordii
Lineage: Eukaryota; Viridiplantae; Streptophyta; Magnoliopsida; Celastrales; Celastraceae
Product: alpha-amylase-like
Exons: 3
Coding region: 198-1412 (404 amino acids)
Biological process (GO): carbohydrate metabolic process
Molecular function (GO): alpha-amylase activity; calcium ion binding
Source: RefSeq, a predicted model, not a curated record
GCUUGAAAGGGAUUUGAUUUGAUCCCUUGAUUUUUCUUCUUCGCGUUUCAACUUUCAAGCGGGGUCUUAAUGCUUAGUGCGACAAUUCUACGGGCUGCUUGUGACUUGUGAGAUGCGAAUACUCAAGAAAUUGUUCAGAAGAUGCCUAUGAAUAUGACUGGAUAACCUCCAGUCUCUACAGACAAACAAGAACCAGAAUGAGUUCUCUCACUUCACUUGGCUUCCUCUCUAUUUUCCUUCCUCUCACUUCUGCAAACUUACUGUUCCAGGGUUUCAAUUGGGAAUCAUCUAACAAGGCUGGUGGAUGGUACAAUUCACUGAAGAGCACAAUUCCUGAACUGGCUAAUGCUGGAAUCACCCAUGUCUGGCUUCCUCCUGCCUCACAGUCGGCAGCACCCGAAGGAUAUUUGCCUGGAAGGCUAUACGAUCUGAAUGCCUCCAAGUAUGGAUCGGAGGCGGAGCUAAAAUCGCUAAUCGGGGCAUUUCAUGAGAAGGGUAUCAAAGUGGUAGCUGACAUAGUUAUAAACCACAGAUCUGCUGAGAAAAAAGAUGGCAGAGGAAUUUGGUCCAUAUUUGAAGGUGGAACUCCGGACGACCUUCUUGACUGGGGUCCAUCCUUCAUUUGCAAGGAUGACACUAACUAUUCUGAUGGAACAGGAUAUCUUGACUCUGGAGAAGGCUAUGAUGCCGCACCAGACAUCGACCAUCUCAAUCCGAGAGUGCAGAGGGAGCUGUCAGAGUGGAUGAACUGGUUGAAAUCUGAAAUCGGAUUCGAUGGAUGGAGAUUUACUUUUGUUAAAGGGUAUGCACCAAGUAUUCUCAAGUUCUAUAUGGAACUAACUAAGCCAGAUUUCGCAGUUGGGGAUUGGGAUGGAGACAGAGAAGCCUUGAAAGAUUGGGUGAGUGCUGCUGGUGGGGUGGUUACAGCAUUCGAUUUCGCCACGAAAGGGAUUCUUCAAGCUGCGGUGCAAGGCGAGUUACAGCAGUUGAAGGACCAAAAUGGGAAUCCUUCAGGACUCAUUGGCAUUUUACCUCAAAAUGCUGUGACUUUCAUUGACAAUCAUGAUACUGGUUCUACUCAAAAUAUUUGGCCAUUCCCAUCAGACAAAGUCAUGCAGGGUUAUGCAUACAUUCUCACACAUCCUGGUACUCCGACCGUAUUUUAUGAUCACUUCUUUGACUGGGGAUUGAAGGAAGAGAUCAGUAAAUUGACUGCAAUCAGGAAGAACAAUGGGAUUAGUAGCAGAAGCACUGUGAAUAUUUUGGCAGCUGAAUCUGACCUUUAUGUGGCAGCUAUUGAUGACAAGAUCAUGAUGAAGAUUGGGCCAAAGAUGGAUCUUGGAAACCUUAUUCCUUCAACCUUCCAGGUUGCUACUUCUGGAAAUAAUUACGCUGUAUGGGUGAAAAAAUGAAGAACAUGAAUUCUUCUUCUAUGAAUUGUAUAAUAAUCUCUCAAAACCCUUGUUGAAAUAAAAUAAGAGAUGAUUAAUUUACGCUUGCA